This is a messenger RNA of Anopheles moucheti, 807 nucleotides long. RefSeq names its product brain protein I3. The transcript is spliced from 2 exons. The record is from RefSeq and is a predicted model, not a curated record. The coding region runs from base 55 to 558 and encodes 167 amino acids. NCBI's taxonomy places the organism in Eukaryota, Metazoa, Arthropoda, Insecta, Diptera, Culicidae.
GAAUAAUUCUUUUCAGGCGCAGAAAAACAGUUGAAAUUCAUUUCUUUUCGCGAAAUGGCUUCGCAAAAGCAUUCCAACGAACCUCCGUCGUACGACCAAGUGAUAGCGGAGAAUUAUUCUACACAAUACGUCACAAAUCAUAAUUUCACACAAUCACCGGUACCAUCAGCACCGACCGCAGUCACAGCAGCUACAGCAGCACCAUCGGCGUCCUAUCCAAGACAGGAAUACAUCCAACAGCAACCGAUCGCUACAGCCCACACCUAUGUAGCCCCGGUUGUUGGAACAGUGCCUUGCUACGGGACCAUGGAUGGUAACAAAACAGCAGUGCCAAUUAUUCCGCAAGUUACCAUACAGACUGGAACGGCUCCACGUCCCGAAAUAAUCAACCAUCAGAUUAUUGUCGUGAACGGUUGCCCUGUUUGCCGGAUCGGUAUGCUGGAAGAUGACUACUCCUGUUUGGGAAUAUUUUGCGCCAUUUUCUUCUUUCCACUCGGUAUACUGGCGUGCCUGGCACUGCGUAAUCGUCGCUGUACCAAUUGUGGCGUGCAGUUCUGAAGCGAAUGGUAAGGAAAUUGGAAUCUUUUUGAAUCAUUUAUACCAACAACCAUAUGCAUAUAGCCAAGGAAAUGGUACUACUAAUGGUAUGUGAUAGAUCAUUAGCGAUAGGAUGAUAUAAUCUGGCGUACCAAAUGAUUAUCUUUGAACAUAAUUUACCAUGUUUAUGAGUAUUGAACCGUUAUUCUUGUUAUUGGAAUUUAUUAUUAUUGAAUACCAAAAAUAAACGAUCGGACUACUCUCCCUGUA